UGAAUAUACCCUUAAUAAUUUAUUACUGAAACUAAGUAUACUUUAUUCUAACAUUAACAAAUUAUUUCAUUGUUUCACAAAAGGUUUUGUCCUCGUAGUAAUGAAUUCUUCUCUUGUAUGGUAUGGUGCGUAAGGGUCAUCAACAUAGUACUUUGGCUUCUUCCAAAACUUUGUCACCAUUUUAUCUAACAUUGUGCUCUGGGUAGAGUUGCAGAAGACAUGUUGCCUCAAUCUUCUCUUUUGUGAAGAGGAUUUUUUCCACAUUUUCUUAUUCCUGCCCACCUUAGUCCUUAUCCAUCCUCCCCAAUGUAAACGGAAGAAUCGUCGUACUGCUGCCUUCACUGUCUUCCUUUUACCCUUAUGUAAACUGAAUUUUGUAACAGUUCUAACAGGGACAACACUCAAAUUCGAUGAUAUAUCCAAAAUCUGUGUAUUAUUCAACAACGAAUUUUGUUUGAUACAUGUGUGAAUGGGCGUCCUUAAGUUUUGAAUAGUAGCAUAGUUCCUCGAACUGCUACUAAUAAUAUUGGCUGCAUUCAAAUACGAAAUCGAAAGAGGCCGUAUACUCCGAACAGCAGAAAUCGCCAAACGAAACAUUUUAGGAAAACACAACCAUCGAUCAACCAAAACCCAAUUUUAUUUUUAGAUAUAAUCGACUAAUGUUUACAAAAUGAAUCUGCCUAAGAAACUGACCUACGACAAAAACCGUCUAUUCUCAGUGGUCGCAAUUCUGUAGUCUCUGAAUUUUGACAGCCCAAGUGGAAAGAGAUUCGUGCCGAAAAAUGUAUAAAUUUACGAACCAUUUAACUAAUGCUAAAUUAGUAUUGGUACGGCGGCAUGUGGGCGAAAGUUCCUGUGCUGCCCUAAUAGUAAUGCGGGCUCCACACCGACAAUAUGCAACGAAGGACAAAUGUGAUGCAGCCCCAAAGCGACCAAAAUCCACAAAGCUAUUUUGGGGAGCUAUAGGUGCCACUGUACUUACUGGAGCGUCUAUUGUCUAUGCUAAGAACAGUCCAGAUGCUCGCAACUGGCUAGAGUCAAACAUCCCUUGGGCAAACGACGUCGUAGCUCUAGUUUACCAGGAGAACACCACCUAUUGGAAGGCAGCCACCAACCAAUUCAACAGGACCACCACUUAUCUCAGUCAUUUCAUGUUCGGAAAGGAAGGCGUUACUCCACCAGAAGUAUGCUCAAGAUCCGAACAAGAUAUUGAAAAGGAUGCUGCGAUAAAAUUCGCCAAGAAAACGUAUCAAUUGCCACCGCCGGUAAUCGAACCCUUGUACGUCGAGGAAAAGGUUGUGACUACACCGCAAAUUGAAAGUAAAGCAACUUUGGUUCAAACUGACAAAUGCGAGCCUCAGACGGCUCAAGAAGUGAAGAUUACUAAGGAUAUGGUGGAACUUGAGCAAGAAAUGCACGAGAACACGAAGAUCGCCAUAGACAACUAUAAACUGGCGACACAGUACUGUGCUGACUACAAUAAGGCUUUGUUCAAGAUCAUAGAAGCGUCCUUGGAUGAUUUGGAUAAGAAAUACUUCAAUGGACUGCAAGGUCUACAACAACAGAUGCACAAUGCACAUGUAAAGGCUAAAGCAGCCUCUGCUAAAGCCAAAUGUGCUAUUGAAAACCUAGACCGUAUGAUCAAGACUGGCAUGAAGGCUCCGCCAGAAAGCCAGGCUACAACCAAGCGUUACAUCAAGCAGUUCCGCGCAGACCUCACACAAGCCGAGAAGAAUUUCAGUGCAGAACAGGAGAAAUCUGUAAUCAGCGACAAGUAUUGGAAUAAGGUAGAGGCGGCUCGUACCAUGUUCAAGGACGAGCUACAGGCGCUGUUUCCCGGCCUCGACCUUAGUGCACGCAAACUGAAUAUACGCGGAGAUACUGACGUACUACUUGUCUACGCUCUGAAGAGGAUACAAUUUCUGCAGAAUCAAUUGGCAGAGGCUCAGACGAUUCGCGACCUUAAGAUCAACAGGGCUAUCGAAUGUCAUGACGAGAAAGCAAUAAUUGAAGCUAAAGCCGAAGACAUCAUUAUGGCAGAGAGGAUGGUCAGAGAAACUGAAUUUAUGAAGAAGAGCAUGUUGAUCCAAGCGGAAGCUAACAGGCAGACUAAAGAAGCUCUUAAGAAACAGCUGGAAAUCCAACAAGAAGUCAUGCAUGACAGAAUUGCUAAGAAGGAGAAAGAGGUAAAAAUAUUCUUUAUUUUUCUACCACUGUACUUCCAGACAGGGCCACAGUGCCAAAUUAAAAGUACCCUUAACCGACAAGCAUGCAUAAAAAGACUGAUGCCUGUUGAGGAAGCCAUAGAGAUGAUGGCUAACUUCAACCGCGCGGUGUCCGAGCAAGUUGAGGCCGAGCGAGUGGAGUUCAAGAAGGAACUAGCCGCCAUGGCAGGCAAGCUUAAAGCUAUUGAACAGACCUUGAAACAGCGCGCGGCGGCGGAGGCGGAGGCGCGGCGGUCGCAGUCGCUGUGGGCGGCCGCCGAGGCGCUGCUGGCCGCCACGCGCCGCCCCGCCGCGCACGCCAAGGUCGACAACGAGCUCACCGCACUCGCCAAGGCUGGCAAGGACGACAAGCUGGUGGAGUCAGUACUUAAGGGCAUUCCCGCAGAUGUUCGCGAAAAGGGAAUCGCUACCGAGAAGUCGUUACGGGACAGGUUUGAAACGCUGGAGAAGACGGCAAUGAAAGUGGCUCUAGUUGGACGCGAGGGAGCCAGUCUGCCCGUCUACUUCCUAUCCUGGGUGCAAUCACUGUUGCUCUUCAAGCAAUUCGCUGAGAUCCCCCAGGAAGAGUUGGAGAACCAGCCUACGGACUUCACUAAGUUAGACACCUUCGACAUCAUACAUCGGGCGAGGUACCACAUGGACCACGGCAACCUGCCGGCGGCGCUGCGCUACGUGAACCUGCUGCAGGGCGCGCCGCGCGCCGCCGCCAAGCCGUGGCUCGACGCCGCGCGCACGCACCUCGAGAUACGACAGGCGGCUGAAGCCGUCAUGGCGCACGCCUCCGUCUCAGGACUACUAUACCUAUAAACAAUACAUAAAGCACGUGAAUUUUGUUCCCAAACUCUCGGGUACUACCUAGUAAUCAACUAAAACAUACUUUUAAAUUAUCAUCGUCAGCUUAAGUGCUCAAAAGAUCUCUUCUUAUCUUUAUCCCUUCUCACACGGACAAGGUUCGAGCAUUAAUCACAACGCUUGCUCAAAGUGGAUCGGUGAUUUCAAAUUCUCUAUAAAUUCACAAUAAAUAAUUAUUUUAUAAACUACGUUUAAAAAAACAACUUAUACCCUUUUGAUGUCGGUAAAAUAAUACACUAAAACCUUGUCCUAUGUCUAACCAUUUUCUGAAAACCACAUCAAAAUCCAAUCAACCAAUAGCGAUAUAAUCAAACACAAACAUACAUACACCGCUCGACACUGGCAGUAUAGUCGACAACUUCGUCGACUCGUUUGCCAAAGAGGAAAAAAAUAAAGGUUAAACUGAGAAACACAUUUUUUUAUUUCGGUUAAAAAUACAAAUUCUUAAAUAUACCUAAACCUCGUGAAGAGGUUUGAAUUGAUACUAGAUUCUAGUAUCUAUACUCGGAAUUUUAAUUCGAUUCUAGAUUUGACAAUUUCAGUGUUGCAACGUUAUGACAAGUACUAAAUAGUGACGUUGCGAAAUUAUUCGAUACGUAAAUGAAAUAUUCGGAUCGAUUCUUCUCGUUUAUAAUUUUACUUUCGUAAACUAAGUAUAUCAGGAAAUUAAAUAUUUCUGAACCGAUAAUUUAGUUUUGACGAUAAAUUAACGAUAUGAGACUUUUCUUUUAUAAUUGUGUGUAAAAUAAAUAAAAAAAUGUAAUCAUGAAGGAACAUGACAAAUAAAACAGAUAGAUGUAUUAUGGUAAUAAUCUAAUUUAUAAAUUGUCGCCGUCAUCGCUAUCGCUAUCCUGUCACUUUCUGUAACAUUUAUUAUAAAACACACACACUGAUUGUUUAUCGAUUUUGUGUUCAUCACUACACUAUUAUAUGUGGUAUCAUUAUUUCACGAAAUGACAGUAGCUAAUGUCAAAUCUGGAAUCGAAUUAAAAUUCUGACUAUAGUGUCAAUUUCAUCAGCAUAGUAUAGUAUGAUAUAAUUUGAAGUAGUAGUUUUGGUUAGGUAAGGUUACUCCCGAUAGUUUGUUCAUUUAAUGACAAUUAAAAGAAUUCGUGAACAAAAUUCACAUGCAAUCAGUAUUGAAAGUUAGCGACCGUAGGCGACUUGAACAUCUUAGGCACAUGUCUUAUCAACAUGCUACAAAAGUACUAGAAAUUCAUACUUAUCAUAGUGCUUUUAGAGUGCACUAUGCAAUGUAAUUUACUAUCAGCAUACCAUGUAGAUUUAUAGGUAAAAAAGUCGGUAUCAUAAUGCCUGGCGAAGUUUUCGAUCAAGUAAAGUUCAGUUGUUCCCUUAUUUUGACUGUUUACAAAACUAAUUAACAAUACAUUAUCCAUGGACGUAUUAUUAUAAUACGUCCAUGACAUUAUCCUAAAGUUUUGCCUUAGUACUUGAGAAAAAUACGUUAUUUUUGACAUUAUUGUUUUAUUCAUCAACCGGUUGUAGAUCAUUGUACCUGUGUUGAUGGUAGUAGGUGAAACGUGUGAACUUAUUAUUCAGGUGAACAAUAUUUCGGUUCCGAAAUGUAAAGUUUCUUCAAAACAAUGUAAAUUUUGUAUUUUUUUUUCUCUGCACAAAUGUGUUUGCAUUUAUUUGAAAAAAUAUCAAAAUGUUUAGUUUCCGCAAAUUAUGGUGCCAGCGAUGAAACGUGUGGAGGUUUCCCUUAAUUUUAGUAAUUUAUGUAAAUAUAAAAAUAUUGUAUGUAAUAAAUUAAAAGAUGAUUUUUAUGUCAGUUCGUUUUUUC
Messenger RNA from Spodoptera littoralis (African cotton leafworm), 4881 nucleotides. The record is from the annotation of a GenBank genome assembly. Lineage: Eukaryota; Metazoa; Arthropoda; Insecta; Lepidoptera; Noctuidae.